Molecule: messenger RNA, 495 nt
Organism: Penicillium soppii
Lineage: Eukaryota; Fungi; Ascomycota; Eurotiomycetes; Eurotiales; Aspergillaceae
Exons: 1
Coding region: 1-495 (164 amino acids)
Source: RefSeq, a predicted model, not a curated record
AUGGCUACUACCACGACAACCGGGUCCGCGGCCACCAGCACUGUGUGUGGCACCUCGGCUCAAUACGAACUCCCCGUUAAAGAUGCAGCAUGCGGAAUUCCCAACAGCGACAAAUACGAGGGCUAUCUUUCAAAAUGUGCGAAAUCUGUAGGAGUUACUUCCUAUAACAACGAUUGUGCUAUCUACGCCCUUGCUGUUGACCAGUCCGUUCAAGAUCUCACCGACUGCCUCUACGACGCGGGCGUCAAAUGGAAAGACGUUUGGUGUUAUGGAUCGACCAACGCCACUGCAACAGCUGCUUCGUAUCCGACUUCGAAGGAAACCUCAUCCGCAUUAUCUACCGACAAGAAGAAAUCCUCAACUUCAACUUCGAGCUCGGCAACUAGCACAAGCACCUCUGGCGCAACUGUCACUUUGCCAAAUGCCCAUACUAGCUUGAAGGGAGUUAUGGUUCUUUCAACACUCUUCGUUGGUGCGGUCUUCAUGGGAAUUUGA